Amoebophrya sp. A120 is the source of this 4225-nucleotide messenger RNA. The record is from the annotation of a GenBank genome assembly. Lineage: Eukaryota; Dinophyceae; Syndiniales; Amoebophryaceae.
AAACUACCGACCAGAAAAAGGAUAAUAAUAGUAGUACCACCACCACAUCAUCAUCAACCACUCCCCAACAACAUCAAGAACAACACCCGUGUUUCCUGCGCCCGACGAACUCCGCGAAGAAUUUCACGCGGAUAACGAAGUCGCGGAUCACAAGGAAUAAAGUCCUUGAAUAUCAAGACCAGUUCAUCUCCCCCUUCGACACGGCCUGCAAUUUCGCCUGCGUCACCGCGGUCGCGGCCGCCCUUAUUGUCGGCUGCGUCUCCAUCCAGAGCUCCUCCGCAAUUCCGCCCUUCUUCCGCUCGAUCGAGAAGAUCUUGGACCUCAUAUCAAGAUGAAAAAUCCCCCCUCCCCAUAUCAAAAGAAAAUCAGAGAAAGUUUCUGAUGCUGGAUUUGCGUACACAAAUGAGGUCUCUCUUGCUGUAAGGAAUUGCGGGCAGAUUCUUAGACUGUUUACGUGCGCAAGGGUCUAGCUGUUUAGCAUGGGAAACGCCUGCCGCGUAGGCCAAGCAGCAUGACAAACCGCAUCCAUGAUGCGGCGCAUCCCUCACCGCUUGCCUUUUUGCAAGACAAAAAUGAUUUGUGGCCACAAAUCUGCAUCACAAAUUUCGCGACGGAUGCCUUUUCAAUAUGGGGAGGGGGGAUUUUUCGUCACAAUACCUCAGGCCGACGGGGUUCGUCGCCGGGUAUUUGCGGAAAUUAAGGAACAAAGCGCGAGUAUGGGGGUGUCAGAAUUGAAAUCGUCAAAGUUGAAAAAUUUGGGAUGCAUGAAAUCGAUACCACUUGGAGCCUCAGUUUCCAAGUUGCGCAUGACAAAUUUCGGGAGCACCCGAAUCCAGUCUGUCAUGCUGUUUGGGCAAAGAAGACUGCUCCUGUCGUGCCACUCUGGCAGCGCAUUGCAUGCCCCUAAACAGGAUUGCUCUCGGUCUCAUUUGCUGCUUCCCAAUACAGGCCUGCAGUGCCCUACAUUUUACGCAUCACAAGUUUUUCGAUUUUGUCGAUUUCAAACCUGACGUUUCCAUACCGAGUUCUGUUCGGUGGAGACAAAGAGUUGUCAGAAAAACAAAAGAUUGCUCGUCGUGCUGACCCUUUGUGGAGGAGGAAAACCCGACCCCCACCGGCAGUUUUCGACUACAGCGAAAGCGACGUAAAAAAACUACCCGCGGUCACCUGUCCGGCGCGGAGAAAAUACCUGCAAAAAGAGUUGUCGCAGUUACUGGUUUAUCAAAUGUAAAAAUGUCUGGGUCUGGAAGAGUGGGAACUUGUCAUGCGAAUUCUGGAAUAGGCAAAAAUUUGUAUUGCAUCAGCACCAAAAGCUUCCCAUUUAUUGCUACGCAAAUAGGGAAUUUCUCAUGCGGGAUAGACAUCAGGAGGCCUGCGCAAAACCUGUCAUGCUUUUGCGUGCAUUAGAGACCAGUUGCGUGAUCGAGAAGAUGCAUGACAAACUCCUGCAAUCUCCCAGACCCAGACAUUUUUGCAUUUGAUAUCGUCCGAGGAGAUUUCUUCUUUCACAUCACGAACAAGGACAUGCGGGAACGGGAAGAGGAGUUGCUUCUCCCGGUCGCAGUUGUUGCGGAGGCGGUUGUUCAAGAUGUAGAUGCAUCUUCUUCUUUUUCUUCAAAGGGGGCCAACGACACUCUUCAUCUUCUUCUUCUGCAAGGCGAAGAAGAAGAACAAGAAGACCGAGAGCAGGUGGCAAAGAAGGGCAAGAACUCUGUCGUGUCAACUACGACAUCUACUAGUGGAGACGAAAUCAUCUUGGAGAAGAUUCGAAAAAUUCUAUCAGGAGUCGUCGGCAACAUCAACAAGAAGACCGAAGAACAAGAAGGAGAGCAGCAGACAAAGGUCGUGAAAGGCCACAACUCCAGCUUUGAAGAGGUGUCGUCCACAAGGAGACCUAUAAUUGGCCCGCCUGACAAGCUCGAGGACGCGGCUGAGAAGCUCAAGGAAAUUUUGGAAAGAGGAAAAGCUGCAGAUGCUGCGCGUGCUGCUGGUACUCUUCUUGCAGCUCCAGCUGAGAAGAAGCUCAAGGAUACCGAAAUUUCCGCAAAAGUAGAAAAAGCUGCGCGUGCUGCUGGUGCUCAACAUCUUGUACUUCCAGCUGAGAAGGUGAAGGAAAUUUUAGCUCUUGCUCCACGUGAGAAGCUAAAGGAAGUUUUAGCAAAAGAAAAAGCAAAAAAAAAAGCUGCAAUUGUUGCUCGGCAGAAGGAGAAGAUAAAGGAAAUUUUGGCAAGAGGAUUUCCUGGUCGUGGUGAUUCACGGUCACCACCAUUGCCACCGCAAGAACUACUACGACCAGAAUCUUCGUCCGACAAGGCAGCUAAAAAGAACAUUUCUGACCUCCUCGCGCCACCAACUGUAUACAAUGUAGGAACAGAACAAGUACUAGAACCAGUACCAGCUUCACGGGACGUACCAUCUUCAAAUAAACCUCCUCCUCCCCCCCGGCCAGAGCAGUACAAACUUCUCGGAUCCAAACCUCCUCGUCCGCCCCUGCCAGAAUACAAACUUGACCGCCUCGCGCCGAUCUGCGUUCGGCCCACAGUAGGUCGUGAACUUGACACGCCGGCGAAGUCGAUCGCGUUGAAGACGGAGAAUGUGAAUCAACUGGGCGCAGAGCAGUUUUUGGCGAAGCUGGGAAUGCACCUGGAAAACCUGUACCUCUACUUGAACCGCGAACGGAACGCGCAAAAGGACACCGUCAUCAUCGACAGAAUAAGAUCGACUAUGGCCGCGCCUCGAAGAACGUCGCCUAGAAUGACUGCCGCGAAGGAAAUACCGACCCCAAUUUCAACAAGCACCGACAAGGCGAAAGAACCAGCACAACCAAGUAGUAAAGCAGAACCGCCCACACAAACUUUACUGAGUGCCGCGACGAAAAACACGAUUUCCGACAGUCGCAGGGCGAAAGAACCAGCCUACCCAAAUAUGAAAGCAGGACCGGCGCCUCUUGUGGUGAGUGCGAAUGCCGCGAAGAUGAAAACCCCAAUUUCCGACACCGGUGGGGUGAAACCACCAUACCCAAAUAAAGCAGGACCGCCUACUGUGGCGACGGCGAGUGCCGCCAAGAAAAGCCCAAUCCUUGUCGAACCCGGUAGUGCGAAAGACCCUGCAUACUCGAAUAAAGUAGCAGGACCGAGUACUACGGAAGACGACAGAUGCGACGACGAUGAUGCGAAGAGCAUUAAAAGCUCGUCGAGCAGGCGGUCUGGGAGAUUUUCGGACUCGGGUUUUUCCGAUUCGAAAUCCAUUUCUCCACUGGAUGACGGUAAAUUGACUGCUUUUACAAAGAGCAAAAGCACAAUUCCAGUAACCACUGGCAGCGCGAUGAAAUCUUCAGCAUGCCCAAAAAUAAAUCAAGCAGGGGCGCCUACUGUAGUGAGUGCCGCAAGAACUACCGCCAACAAGAAAAGCACAAAUCACGACACCGGCAGUGGCAGGGCGAAAGUUGCAAACCCAAAAGCGGCAGGCGUUCUUUUUGGAAAGCGAGCCGCUCCCGUGACCACGAACAAAAGUCAGCCGCCUGGAAAUAAACAAGUUCGGAAAGAACGGCCGAAACGCUAUGACAAUGCACAACUCCCCCUCGUCCCCCUCAUUUGUCAUGCAAAACCCCAAAUCCACCGAGUGCUUCUGCUUCCCUGUGGCACUGUUUGCAUAACAGAUUCUGGAAGCCCAAACAGUACUACACUAGGCGCAUGAGUUUGUCAUGCACAGGCUCGUCCACGUGUCCUGGUGUUUGUAUUGCUGCUCAUGCAAUACAAAUGAGGGGGAGGGGGAGUUGUGCACUGUCAUAAACGGGCUUCUUUAGGACAAGGCCCUUCGUGUCCUCGUACUGGGUUGGUGUUUUAUCCCGGAGCUAUCAAAAGGAAAGAUCCCCCCUCCCCAUAUCAAAACGAAGUUUCUGAUGCAGGAUUUGCGUACACAAAUAACAUCUGUCUUGCUGGAGAGGAAUGCAGCCCCAUACUAAGCCUAAGUAGAGUGGCUCUGGCCUAGGCGUCUAGCAUGAGAAACGUCCGUGCUGGAGGCCCAUCAGCAUCACAAACCGCCUGCACAAUGCUGCGGAGCUUGUGGAGUUGCCUUCUUGCAAGACAGACGCGAUUUGAGGUCGCAAAUCAGCAACACAAAUUUUCGGAAACAUACCUUUUCGGUAUGGGGAGGGGGGAUUUUUCCUCUUAAUAGGAGCAUUUUUUUGAACUAUUCGAUGUUAGAGUAAAAGUAAGGGUAAACU